GGGUUGGUGACUCCGAACUCCUCCAACGGGACGUCUGCGGUCAAAGGUAGUGGCAAGCCCGAUGUCACCACCCUCGUCCUCUCCAUCGUGGCUCGCGAGGUCCCGUCGGUUGCGGAACAACGUAGGUCUUCCGCCCCGCCGCCCGCGAUAGAUCCCGCUCCGCUGCCUCUGAGAGAUCCCGCUCCGUCUGCGGUCCCGACCCGCCAAGCUAAAACCAAAGCCGCAACAACCGUCCUGUUAUCUGGGUUGGUCUCGUCCACCGACCCGGCCUUGUUCCUCAUGGCUGACGGGACGGGCGGAGUCGGCAUGUAUGUCCCGUUCCCACCGCUUUCCAGUGGGCGACGAGUGUAUGGGGUCGAGUCGCCGUAUGUUCGGGACCCGGGAUCGAUGGGCGAUUGCCUGGUGGAGGAUCUUGCCACGGCAUUCGUGGCAGCCAUCCGCAAGAUCCAGCCGGCUGGUCCCUAUCUGCUCGGGGGAUAUGCCGCCGGUGCCGUCUACGCCUGGGAGGUCAGCCGGCAGCUGCUCCAGGCUGGCGAGACGGUGCUUGGACUUCUCUUGAUUGAUAUGCCGGCACCGGCUCCUGUGUCCGCCGCGCUUUCUGGGACUAUUCUGACCCCAGAGCAGAUUGAAGAGGCUGGGUUGAUGGGACCCGCCAGCGUCGGUGCCGGCAAGAAUAUUAGAGAGGUCCGAUCCCUUCAGAAACAGCAUCUCGCCGCCGCGCUCCAGAUGCUGCUCCGUUACGUGCCGCAGCCUUUGCCUCCUGGUAAGCGGCCGGCGCGAUCAACGGUCUUUGUCGCCCAACAUGGCCUGGGCAAGGGCCGGGGUCUGGUGAAAAAUCCGAUCACCGAGUGGAUCGAUGCCAACCGAAACCGAUCCCCAACGAUGGGCUGGGAGUCUUUGGUUGGAGCGGUCGAACGACGCGAGUUGGAGACGGAUCAUUUUGCGCUGUUGAAGUAUCCGCAGGUAUGUCAUUCUAAAUGCUGA
Rasamsonia emersonii CBS 393.64 is the source of this 984-nucleotide messenger RNA. RefSeq names its product Polyketide synthase. NCBI's taxonomy places the organism in Eukaryota, Fungi, Ascomycota, Eurotiomycetes, Eurotiales, Trichocomaceae. The transcript has 2 exons. The annotation marks the transcript as partial. Gene Ontology annotation, biological process: biosynthetic process. The record is from RefSeq and is a predicted model, not a curated record.